Molecule: messenger RNA, 2127 nt
Organism: Setaria italica (foxtail millet)
Lineage: Eukaryota; Viridiplantae; Streptophyta; Magnoliopsida; Poales; Poaceae
Product: transcription factor bHLH130
Exons: 6
Coding region: 580-1695 (371 amino acids)
Biological process (GO): regulation of transcription by RNA polymerase II
Cellular component (GO): nucleus
Molecular function (GO): DNA-binding transcription factor activity, RNA polymerase II-specific; protein dimerization activity; RNA polymerase II cis-regulatory region sequence-specific DNA binding
Source: RefSeq, a predicted model, not a curated record
CCCUCCUCCUCCACCGAGCUGGCUGCGAGCGAUCACCGAGAGCUCCCUCCCUCACUCCCACACAUAUAAAAUUUGCUCCACGCACACGCACACAGUCGCCACCCCACCCCCAAUCCGUGAAUUAAACUAGUGCCGCAAAAGCAGAGCGGAGGCCCCUCCAACUCCAAGCCACCACCGCCGCUUCUUCUUGGUUUUGCUGCUGCUGGUGCUGCGGCGGCUGGGUCUCUCUCCUUUUCUUUCCCUUCUUCUCCCGUCGCCGUACAAAAGCUGUGGAUAGGGAGUAGCUACCUGGGUAGGAGGGGUGGAGAGAUCGGGCGCAAAAAGUUGUUUGGCGCUGUGUUCGUCGGCUGGAAAGUUCUGUGUUUCUUUUUUUCUGUGUCUCGGGGUUCGCUGGAUUGCUUGGGGUUGAUUCGCUGGGGGUUUGUGUUGCUGGCUCCUGUGCGUGCGGCCAUGGCGGGGAGGCGGUGGUAGUGGUGCGUGCGUGAGCGGUGGUCUGUGAGGGAGGAGAAAAUUGGUGCUCGGGAAGGGGAGAGGAGGAAGUUGCCGGAUUGGGGAAGGUGAGAGAGAUACGGUGAGGUGAUGUAUGGCUCGCCGGUGUCCAAGGAUCUGAACCUGCCGGUGCAGCCGCCGAUGACUUCGUCCGGGCUGCUGCGCUACAGAUCGGCGCCGAGCACGCUGCUCGGCGAGGUCUGCGAGGACUUCCUCCAGCCGGGGCCGCGCGCCGGCAGCCCCGACGCUGGCGCCGCCGACGUCUUCUCCAGGUUCCUCGCUGACCACCAGAUCAGGGACAAGCCGCAUACCCACUUCCCGGACACGGCCGCCUUGGCCUCCCAGCAGCAGCAGCAACAGCAGAUGAUGUUCCACUCCCAGCAGCAGCAGCAGCAGAUGGCCGCCGUCGAGUCCGGGCUGUACCGCACCGUGAGCUCCGGCAUGGAGGCCCCCACCGCCGGCGCCGGCGCCGGCGGCAGCAGCCUGAUCCGGCAGAGCAGCUCCCCCGCCGGGUUCCUCAAUCAUUUGAACAUGGACAACGGGUACGGGGGCAUGCUGAGGGCCGGCAUGGGCGUCGGCUUCAGGAACGGCGCCAGCGCGGCCGCCGCGGCCGACUCCACCGCCGGCGGCAGGCUCAAGGGCCAGCUCAGCUUCUCGUCGCGGCAGGGCUCCCUGAUGUCGCAGAUCUCGGAGAUGGGCAGCGAGGAGCUCGGCGGCAGCAGCCCCGAGGGCGCCGGCGGCGGCCGGGGCUACAUCCCCGGGUACCCGAUGAGCUCCGGGUGGGAGGACUCGUCGUCACUCAUGUCCGAGAGCCUGUCCGGGAUGAAACGCCCGCGGGACUCGUCGGAACCCGGCCAGAGCGGCCUGACGCAGCAGUUCAGCCUGCCCAAGACGUCGUCGGAGAUGGCGGCCAUCGAGAAGUUCCUCCAGUUCCAGGACGCCGUGCCCUGCAAGAUCCGCGCCAAGCGCGGGUGCGCCACGCACCCGCGCAGCAUCGCCGAGCGGGUGAGGAGGACAAAGAUCAGCGAGCGAAUCAGGAAGCUCCAGGAGCUCGUGCCCAACAUGGACAAGCAAACCAACACCUCAGACAUGCUGGAUUUGGCCGUCGACUACAUCAAGGAUCUCCAGAAGCAGGUCAAGGUGCUGAACGAGAGCCGCGCCAACUGCACCUGCUCGGCGAGCAAGAACCCGCAGUACUCCGGCUGAAGCGCUCCAGGCAAGACACGCGGAGGCCUCAGGAAACAGCAUCAUUUAGAAUUUGUUGAGGGGGUUGUAAAACAAAAUUGUAGCUCUCAUUUCUCUGGGUUCGAGUAGAGGCAUGGAGUGAGCUUUUGAGCACCGGACCGGGGUCCGGAGCAGUGGCAUCAUCAAGUAUUCAAGCGAUGUGAGAUGGGAGGGGGGAGGCAUGGGAGGGAGAAUUGUAUAGUACUUAGUUUUUGCUGUAACUUUUGCUAUAUACACCGUCCUGCACGCCCAUGUCCAUCGCAUUUCCGUAGAAGAUUGCUGCUGUGUUUGUACUGUUAGCAGCAGCAGCUGUAGGGUGUAGCACCACCAUUUUUAGACCAUGGCCAGACCAACCUCCUCUCAUCAUCACACAAAUAAAUGCUAAAUUGCAUUGGCGUUUUUUUCCCUUUGAAA